AUUGACGUAUCAAACCGUUAAAUAUGUGUUCUAAAUAUGAUAUAAAGUUAGUAACAGGUCGACCUCCGUAAUAAAUGAAGUCACGCGUAAGUACUUCCUGUGACUCAUUGUUUAAUUUUUAAUAAUCUUUGCGCACUGGGCACUUUUAUUUCUGGAGGCUGUAACCAGAGCUGUUUACAUUGCCCACAUGGUUCUGGGGGACCGGAGGGGGAUGGGCCUCCCCCAGUGCUCAGCGCCAAGAUGGCGGGGCCCCAGCGCAGCAGCGACCCGGCCUCGCCUCCGCGGAGGAGCUAGAACACCGACCCGGCCCGCAUGUCUCUGCCCGUGGUGCUGCCGGGCUCCUGCUGCCCCGUGGGCGGGACUUCGCAGCUCGCCGAGCCGCUGCACAGAAACCGAGCCCGGGGCCUGUCGGGCGGGGAGUCGCGGAUGCUGCUCCCCGGGCGCCCGCUGCUCUCUCUGGGCCUGAUGCAGCUGUUGCUCGGCGGCUCCAUGGUGGCGCUGUCGCUCGGGGCUCUGUCACUCAGCAGUUCACCUCCCAUUCGGAACUCGUGUCCCUUCUGGGCCGCCUCCUCGGUCAUUCUGUCCGGAAUCGUGGGUCUGACCACAUGGAGGAAGCCCAUGCUGCUCCUGGUCAACAUCUUCAUCCUGCUCUCUGUGGUGUGUGUUCUCCUCAACCUGGCCGGGUUUGUUCUGUGCUGCCAGGGAGCCCAGCUGGUCUCCAGCAUGACAAGCUGCCAACUGAGUGAGGUGGGUGAUGUGUGCUACUGCUGCUCCCAGUCGCACAGCUCCAAGUGUGUGGAGGAGAAGAUGCUGGAGCUCCACCCCGCGCACUCUUGCAGCACCAUGAGGAUUCUGCUCAAGAAAGUCCUGUUUGCUCUCUGCGCUCUCAACGCUCUCACCACGGCGGUGUGUCUCAUGGCCGCGGCCCUCAGGUACCUGCAGGUCUUCUCCACCAGGACCCCCUGCCUGGAUGAGGCCAGACCUCCAGUGGAAGAAGGGGAGGAGCCAGCUCCAGUGCCAGAUCCUGAUGAGUUUGUGGCCCCCGCCCCGCCACCCUCUUACUUCUCCACCUUCUACUCGUACACGCCACGUCUGGCCCGGAGGAUGCUAGGCGAGAGCGUGAUCCCCCUCCCUCACAUUUAUGGGGCUCGGAUCAAAGGGGUGGAGGUCUUCUGCCCCUCGGACCCGCCUCCUCCGUAUGAGGCUGUGACCGCCACUGAGAGCGCAACUGACACAUCAGGACAGGCCAGAGAGAUGGUGCCAACAGAAACCAGCUACCAGAUGUGUGCUGAGGCUGCAGGAGAGAGGAACUCGCUGGCAUCAGCCGCAUCCACGCUCCAGAGGUCUGCUGCCGCAGGAGCGCAGAGACGAAUCCAGCGCUCCAACAGCGACCCGGUCCAGAUGGAUCACGGCGCCAAAGUCUUCAGCAGUGGGCCUCCAUCUGCCCCACAGACCACAGACUCGUCCACGCAGACGUCGCAGCCCACCCUGACGGCCCACGGCCAGGUGACCCUGCGGCGAGGGGACGCCCAGGGGCCCCGCAGGCCUCGGCCCUCGUCCAUGGUGGAUUACCAGAGCUACAGACACACGCAGCUGCUGGUCAGGAGGAUCCUGGAGCAGCCCGCGGCCCAGGGUCUCACCCAGGAGGUGCAGGAUCUGGUGGCCAGCAUUCGGAACGUGCUGGAAUCGGACCAGGAGCACAUGGACGAGGCCGUGCGCAGCGCCACCUACAUAGAGCGGGUUUUUACUAAGUCAGAGUCGGGUUCCGGACCUGAGGCGGUGGGUCAGCAGCAGGUGACGGGCCGACUCAGCCAGACGGUUCCCAGGUCGCUCGCCAAAGGCCGGGGCCUGGUGCGCCGGCAUAGCUGCGGUGACCUCAAUCACGCCCUGGACUCAGCCGACCCCAGAGGGGACAGAUCCAGACCGGGCACCCUGGGUCGACCCGGAGGAAGGACUCGACCGGAUCAACAGGAGCGGCCUCACAGUCUCAUCGGAGUCUUCAGAGAGACUAUGCUGUGAUCGGAAUCCCGACCAGAACUGUUUGAAUCCAAAGGUCUGGUGGAGGAGAGAGUCGCUGAGGAGGGCUGCUCUCUCAGGACCGGAACGUAUGAACAAGAAUCGCUUUCUACUUUUGAUCGUUCUUCUCAUAUUCAGCCGAGCAGAA
Messenger RNA from Synchiropus splendidus (mandarinfish), 2164 nucleotides. It is a transcript of the gene entrep1, whose product is annotated as family with sequence similarity 189 member A2. Gene Ontology annotation, cellular component: membrane. NCBI's taxonomy places the organism in Eukaryota, Metazoa, Chordata, Actinopteri, Syngnathiformes, Callionymidae. The transcript is spliced from 11 exons. Bases 313 to 2019 code for a protein of 568 amino acids. The record is from RefSeq and is a predicted model, not a curated record.